This is a messenger RNA of Megalopta genalis, 3367 nucleotides long. Its product is annotated as integrin alpha-5. Gene Ontology annotation, molecular function: integrin binding. The record is from RefSeq and is a predicted model, not a curated record. Gene Ontology annotation, biological process: cell-matrix adhesion; cell-cell adhesion; integrin-mediated signaling pathway. Gene Ontology annotation, cellular component: external side of plasma membrane; integrin complex. NCBI's taxonomy places the organism in Eukaryota, Metazoa, Arthropoda, Insecta, Hymenoptera, Halictidae.
CUUCCUGUUCAUUCAAGAAAAAUUGCAGUAUUGUGAUUCUGUUCAUAGAGGAGUGUUAGCAUUUCACACUGUAAUUAAAAAUUGCAAGAUGAAGCAGAUUCUUCUUUUAUUUAUUACACUAGUGUGGGGAUACAACAUAGAUACAGAUUUUCAUAUUGUUUAUUACGUAAAAAAUGAACUUAAAAGUAUUUACUUCGGUUACACAGUCUAUUUAUACCACGACUCGAUCAACGAUAAAUCCUGGUUGUUAGUCGGAGCACCAAAAGGAAGUUAUUCUCAGUCCAGCAAUCAGAAAUUUAAGACAUCAUAUGAACAUGGUCUUACUUAUCGCUGUGAAUUAAAAAUUACGGAAUCGUGCCAGAUUAUAAGACCACAAAACGUUGAGAAUAAAAAGGGAUAUAUACGUCAGCUCGAUAUGAAGAUGUUUAUUGAACAGCAAGGAGGCUGGUUUGGAAGUGCCAUGUCUAUAGACAGGUCAAAUGGAAUAUUAACGGUAUGCGCACCACGAACUGUUGUAAGUAUUUUUAAAUCCCUUAGUGAUAUCUAUUCGGAUACCAUGCACGGAAUGUGUUACAGUGGAAACGUUACCUCAUCUGUACUCUCUAUUGGUUACAAUGAUCUUGAAUUUCAUAAUUUCCAAUCAAAAAUUUGGUACAACCCAAUGUACGGAUUCUCCAUUCACUACGCUUCAGCAAUGCAAGAGGUGGGUAAGAAACAGAAAGAGACACACUAUAUUGUAGGAAAGCCUGCAAACGAUAUUUGUGGCGGUAUAGAAAUAGUGCAAAAGAAUAAGAGACUGUCAAUUGAAUUGUCAUCUGAUGAAGCUGAUGACCUAUCUCGAUUAGGGUAUAGCGUUGAGUCUGGCUACUUCUUUAAGAAGGAUCAGCUACUUUAUGUCAGCGGUGCUCCUGGCUGGUACUAUAAAGGACAGGUAGUGAUUAUUGAUGGAACAGCAAAUUCGUCCAUUGUGGCUAAGUUACGAGGUAGCAGUACUGGCGAGUAUUUUGGAGCAGCUUUAGCUGUGGGUGAUAUAAACAAUGAUGAUUUAGAUGACCUUAUUGUUGGAGCACCUUAUUGGGGAGAAGAUAAUGGUAAAGUGUAUUGUUACUUUGGUAAUUCCAAGGGCCAGUUUAAAGAGGUAAUAUCUCUUCAUGGAAAAGUAGAAGGGGGCCAUUUUGGAUAUGCGAUAACAAGCGGUGACUUAGAUGCUGAUGGAUUCGAUGAUAUCAUUGUGGGAGCACCCUGGGAAGAAUCUGGAGUAAUUUAUAUAUACAGCGGUGGUUCAGAUCUAAUGGAAACAAAGCUACAAGCGUCACAGCGAAUUGCAGCCAUAGAUCUAACGGAGCAUCGUCGCAAAUACGAGAGAUUUGGAUUUUCAAUGUCAAAACCGAUUGAUAUUGAUAGUAACGGUUAUCUAGAUAUUCCAAUAGGAGCAUAUAAAUCAAACCAUGCUGUUGUGUUUCGUAGUAAACCAGUCGUUAAAACGGAACUCGUAAUUCAUGUAGUACCCAAUGUUUUAGAAAGAGAUACUAAAUAUUUUUUAAUCGAAAUCUGUCCACGGUACAGUGGACAUAACGUAGAAAGCUUACAAGGUGUAAAAUCCACGAUCUCGAUUGCUAUAGAUAAACAGUAUCUGCGAACCAAAGAAACAUUUUUGAAAUUCGAAUCCUUCAAUUUAUCAGUUACGUGCUUCAAAGCGCAAGUCAAUCUCUCGAAAAAUAUAAGAGAUUUUAUUGAGCCAAUUUAUAUUUUUGCAUCGCAUGAUUUCGCAAAUAAUACAUCCGGUCGCUUCUGCAAAUUCUGCCCUGUGGAAAGGAGAAAUAAUAAAUUACAUGUCGCUCAAACUUUUCUUCCUUUUAAUAUCGACUGCGGAGCAGAUAAAGUUUGUACUUCUAAUAUAUCCGCUGCAGCAAAGUUUUAUGGUGUUCGCGACAAUACUACGUGGGUGAUCGGUUCGACUGAUGUAAAAUUAGAAGUAAAUUUAAAGAAUUAUGGAGAACCAGCUUAUCUUACCAUGCUUCAAUUCACUAUUCCAAAAGGGGUAGUAUUACGUAGCAUCUUACCUUCUUGUCAAGAAGACACAUCUAAAACUAAUUUAUUAAUAACCUGCGAUGUUGGUAAUCCUCUAUGGAAAGGAGAAGAAAAGAAUAUUACUUUAGAUCUUGACAUGAAAAAUUUAAUUCACGAUUCGAUGUCUGAUCACAAGCUAAAUUUUAACAUAACAUGUACAACCCGUAGUAAAAACGAAGGAGUGGAAAUUAUAACGAAAAUUCUUAACUUGAUAAACGAAGUUUCUUUGUCCUUGAACGGGAAGGCCAAUGAAGAAGUAUAUUACUUGUCCACUAUCGAGAAUGUUGCUUCAAAUCUCAGUUUUCAGCAUACGUACCAAGUAUACAAGCUUGGUGCAACACCUAUAGAAAGCGCUCAACUCGUUAUUAAAAUACCAACAGCUAUUAAUUAUUCAGAUCCUUUAAUACACAUAUAUAAACCCCAGCUCUAUGUGUUAGGAAAAUUGUAUGAAUGUACAUCACAAGAUAAUUUACUAGACAAUGAAUUCAUAAAUGUGAGAAGAGAAUUGUCAUUGUAUAAAUUUAAUAUGCAUAGUGUAGCUAGCGAAAUGCAACAAACUAAUAACUUAAUCAUUAAAAGAAAUACAAACGAAUCGAGCUUCGAACUGCAUGAUAUAAAAAUUAAUAAAACACUGCAAUAUACGAACGAUAGCAGUUUAAGCGACAUUUUAUAUAUGAAUUGUUCAACUAGUGAUGUGUAUUGCUCAACUAUUGUAUGCAAUUUAAAUACAUUGGAGACAUUACAAGACAUUGGAAAGGUGUUAAUCAAACUACUUUUAAAUGUUGAAAAACUUAAAGAUACUCUCGCUAUCGACAGAGUUGCUUUAAAAUUCGACACCGAAGCCACUGUACACAUACUAAAACCAGCUGCGAGGGUUUCUAUUAAUGGAACAAAAUCUACAAUGGUACUUACAACAAUGUUCUACAAUAGUUCGAAACAAACAGGAUUGCAAUUGUGGAUUGUUAUAGCUUCUGUGUCAGUGGGAUUAUUACUAUUAAUUGUUUUUGUUGCGAUUUUAAGCACGUUAGGUUUCUUUAAGAGAAAAGCAACCUCGUCGAACCUUAUCAAACAGUGAAGUAAAUACAGCACAAUAUCUUUAAUACUUAAAAGUAUAUUUUACCUAUAUAUUGUAUUAUCUUUAGAAAUCAGAAGAAACAAAAGAACUGCCGCUACAAUUAAAUCCGACUAUCAAUGACAUUUAAAGAAUAUAUUAAAGAAGAUGUUAAGGUCGUGUUAAACUGUUUUAAUGUUCGUCUAAUAAAAGACACAUAUUUAAUAAAAUUCUAUUGUUUAUUUA